GUUCUGGUUCUGGUUCUGGUUCUGGCUCUGGUUCUGGUUCUGGUUCCAGUUCUGGUUCCGGUUCCAUCAGAUUUGCAGGAGGAUCCAAAAUAAUUUGUGUUUAAUGAAAGAUUCUGAACCAGUGAUUCCGGGUCGGCCCUGGUUCCUGUCGAACAUUAGACUCAACAGAACCUUCAGGCCCAGUUUCACCAGAACCAAUCAGAACCAAAUCUACUGGGAGGGAAAGAGAGCAUGGGCGUGUCUCCGUUUCUGAUUGGACAGAAACCAGGAAGUCCUCCAGCAGAGGCAGACGGACCCAAACUGGUUAAACCCAGAAUGUUCUGGAUGUUUAACCGGGUCAGAACCAUCAUCACACUGAGCCGUGACCCAGUUAGACAUUGAUAAUGGUUCUGAUGGCUGAGAUGGCAAGGUCCAAACAGGUCUUUGUUGGUUGGUGAGGGUAAUGGAACCAGAACCAGCUGAACAGCAGCCUGGUUCUGGUUCUGAUCCAGUAGCAGACGGUCCAGGCUGUAGAACCGAGCCUGAGCGUCCCGGAGUCCUGGACCUUUGGCCCCUUCCUGUGUCUUAAUUGUUACAGCCUUAAUCAGGUCAAAGGUUAAAGACAGGAAGUGAUCAAUAGUAUCAACAGUUCUGAGUUAUAAUAUCUCGAUAAUCUCAGAUUAUUCCUCAGGUUCGUCCUGAUUUCAGCAUAAACUCCUCCCAGCGCAGCCAACUACACAGCGAGGCGGCGGACCGUCAAAGAGCAGACCCACUGAGGAAACCUUCCAGAAGGCGGGGCGUCCGUGACGUAGCAGGAAGAGGCUCCCACGUGUUAUAUUGUGUGUCCGCACAGUUUUCUUAGUGAGGAUUUACUUCUGUUUCAUUUGUUUUUAUUUUAAUCCACGUUUCGACAGACCGGAGGUCAACAAGCUCGUGCAGGUCAUUGUUAAAGAUGGCGGAUAUUUCCUGUGCGGCGAAGAGAGGAGCUGCAGAACGUCCGUAGGAAAAAGUCUGUUUAAGGAUUCUUUAGACUGGGUCCGGCUCGAGCUCCAACACCUGCAGUUGAUCCCUGAACACCUGGUUCUUGUGUCAGUUACAGGUAGAUCGAUCCACUGACGUCACACGGGAGAUCUUGGUUUAAAGGAAACGGUUUGAGUUAAAAUCUGACGGUUUUUGCAUGAAGUCUGGUCCGACCGGAUUCUUCUUCACGUGCUCUGUUUGGCUCUGUAGAGCGAGGACUCACCUGUUCUCUGUCAUACAGGUACGUCGAUGACGUCAUCAGCAGAGCAACAGCUGUGUCUGAACAUCUGCAGUGUUCCUUCAUCAUCAUCAUCAUCACUGUCCUGCAGCAGGAAAUGGGCGAAACACAAGAAAUGGACCUCAAAAAAGCAGAAACCAGAGAAGAAGAAGAAGAGCUUCAUCUCCCCAGAGGAAGAGGAGGAUGAUGAAGAGGCUCCCCUGCAGGCCCCGCCCCCUGAGCUGACCCACGGACCACCACAGAAGAAGAGGAGGAGGAAGGAGGAGGUGAAGGAAGGAGGAAGUGGCAGCAUCAAGACUUCCUCUCUGUUCAGACACAACCCAGAGAUCCCAGAGAUCCUCAGACCGGCCGUCGCCCAGCUGAAGGAGAAGGUUUUCACCUCCGCCUCCUUCUCAGACCUCCACCUGCACCCCCACCUGGUGGCGACACUCAACAAGGUUCUGAACGUCUCCAGACUGACCAGCAUUCAGCAGCAGACCAUCCCGGCUCUCCUUUCCGGACGGGACGCAGCGGUCCGGUCCCAGACCGGUUCAGGGAAGACGCUGUCCUACGCCGUCCCGCUGGUCCAGCGCCUGCAGGCCUCCGAGCCAAAGGUCAGCAGGUCGGACGGCCCGCUGGCGCUGGUCGUGGUUCCGACCCGAGAGCUCGCCCUGCAGACCUACAACACCUUCCAGAAGCUGCUCAAGCCGUUCACCUGGAUCGUUCCUGGCGUUCUGAUGGGAGGAGAGAAGAAGAAAGCGGAGAAGGCCAGGAUCCGUAAGGGGAUGAACGUGGUGGUGUCGACGCCGGGCCGGCUGGCCGAUCACAUCCAGAACACGCUCAGCUUGGCGCUCAGCGCCGUGCGCUGGCUGGUUCUGGACGAGGCAGACAGGAUCCUGGACCUGGGCUUCGACCGGGAGCUGACGGUGAUCCUGAACGGGCUGAACAGAACCGGGCCGACCCGGCAGAACGUGCUGCUGUCGGCCACGCUGAGUCCAGGUGUGACGCGCCUGGCGGACGUCUGCUUGCAUGAUCCAAUCAGCAUCAGUGUUUCUGGCCCCGCCCCCUCUGACCCGCCCAGCCAAUCGGAGAGCUUCGCUGUUCCCGAGGAGCUGCAGCAGUUUGUGGUUCUGGUUCCCAGUAAGGUCCGGCUGGUUUGUCUGGCCGCCUUCAUCCUGGAUCAGUGCAAGUUCUCUCACAGCAACAAGAUCAUUGUUUUCGUGUCGAGCUGCGAAGCCGUCGAGUUCCUGCACCUGCUCUUUGGCUCCGUCCUGACCCGGCACGCGGCCAAUCAGGAGCUCAGCUUCCUGCGUCUCCACGGCAACAUGAGACAAGAGGAACGCAGCCAGGUGUUCCACCAGUUCUCCGCUUCCGCCACUGGAGUCCUGCUGUGCACGGACGUAGCCGCCAGAGGGCUGGACCUUCCUCAAGUCACCUGGAUCGUUCAGUACACUCCUCCCUCGUCAACUGCUGAGUACGUUCACCGAGUCGGCCGCACGGCUCGGAUCGGAGGAAGUGGAAACAGCCUCCUCUUCCUCACUCCCGCUGAGGCCACCUUCAUCACAGAGCUGGCCAAUCACAACAUCAGUGUCUCAGAGAUGAAGCUGCAGGACGUUCUAUCCUGUCUGAUGAAGGACGAUGCCUUCAAGGGGCGUGGGAAAUACCACAGCCAGACGUCGCCCCAAGCGCUGCAGCAGGACAUCAGGGAGCGCGCCACCGUCCUGCAGACACAGCUGGAGGACUUCGUUCACUCUGACGCCCGCUGGGUGCAGGCGGCUAAGAAAGCGCUGCAGUCCUUCCUGCGGGCCUACACCACCUACCCCGCCCACCUGAAGCAGGUGUUCCACCUGCGGCGCCUCCACCUGGGUCACACCGCCAAGAGCUUCGGCCUGAGAGACGCUCCGCAGGGCCUGAGCCCCGGCCCGGCCCCCAGGGGCCACGGGGGCCCCUGGGACCGGGUCCGCAGCAGGAACCAGAACCAGGCCGGGAAACGGGCAGGAAACCUGAGGAAGAACCAGAACCAGAACCCGGGGAGGAAACGGCUCCAUCCGGGUCACAGGGAGGCGGUUCUGAUCCGGUCAGAGUUCUCCAGCGGCUUGGAGGGAGGCGGGGCCAAGAAGAGGAGGAAGAGGGGCAUCACUGAGGAAGAGGACUGAUAAUGAAGGUGGUUCUGAACAGAACCGUCUCGGCCCAAACCUCCAGAAUCGCUCUGGUUCUGUCAGGCUGGACCGGACCAGCAGACUGGGUUUAUCCUCAGAGUGAGGCAUCGUGACGCAGAACAUCUUUGAUCAGAUGAAUUUUAUUUA
This is a messenger RNA of Poecilia reticulata (guppy), 3522 nucleotides long. The record is from RefSeq and is a predicted model, not a curated record. Lineage: Eukaryota; Metazoa; Chordata; Actinopteri; Cyprinodontiformes; Poeciliidae.